Messenger RNA from Populus trichocarpa (black cottonwood), 2140 nucleotides. Its product is annotated as MACPF domain-containing protein CAD1. Gene Ontology annotation, biological process: regulation of salicylic acid mediated signaling pathway; plant-type hypersensitive response. The transcript is spliced from 6 exons. Gene Ontology annotation, cellular component: plasma membrane. NCBI's taxonomy places the organism in Eukaryota, Viridiplantae, Streptophyta, Magnoliopsida, Malpighiales, Salicaceae. The record is from RefSeq and is a predicted model, not a curated record. The coding region runs from base 219 to 1892 and encodes 557 amino acids.
ACGAGGAUCUAAUAGGGCCGGUCAACUCACAACAUCCUCUCUUGCCCGAACACAAACACCCACAAACGCAACGCGUUUUUAGCCCAUUAUUACAGUCAAACAACAAAAACAAAUCAAAAUUCAAGAAAUGCAAAUCUAAUCCUUAAAUAAAUACUAAUCCAACAACUACAAAGAUUUCUCAUUUAUGCCAAAAAAAUAAUUUUUAUUAGUUGAUAAAGAUGAGCUUGAGUUCUGAUGCUUUGACGACUACUCUCUGCAACUCCAUUCAAGCUUUGGGUCGUGGCUUUGAUGUUACAUCUGAUAUAAGGCUUUUGUAUUGCAAAGGAGCUACUGGGUCUAGGUUGGUUCAUAUUGAUGAUGAACAUACACGAGAUCUUGAUAUCUCUCAUGGGGUUGUGCUGCCUAAUGUUUCUUUUGAUAUUGAUUGCUCUAAAGAGAAUAGAAGCAUUGAGAGAAUUCCUGUAUGCUCCUUUCAUGAGAUGGCAGGACAAUUCAAUGAAAAAUCAGGUAUAUCAGGACGAAUUCCUCUCGGAAGCUUUAAUGGCAUGUUCAAUUUCACUGGCUCUUGGCAAGUUGAUGCAGCUGGAACAAAAUCCCUUGCAAUGGUUGGGCAUUUCAUUCCCUUGUAUAAAGUUCAGAUAGCCAAAGUUAACUUAGUUUUGCUUGAGGAAGUCAAGCGUGCUGUUCCUUCCUCCUGGGAUCCUGCAUCCUUGGCAAGCUUCAUUGAAAGCUAUGGUACCCAUAUAGUCACAUCUGCAACAAUUGGUGGACGGGAUGUUGUUUAUAUCAGGCAGCACCAAGCUUCUCCUUUGUCAGUAUCCGAUAUUGAGAACUAUGUGAAAGACAUUGCAGAUCAAAGGUUUCAAGACUCAACAAGCACAUCAAUUGCUGCCCCCUUGAAAUAUAAGGACAAGGACGUAACAGUGAUUUUCAGAAGGAGAGGAGGUGAUGAUCUUGAACAGAGUCAUGCCAAAUGGGCAGAGACCGUGCAAUUGGCACCAGAUGUGAUUAACAUGACAUUUACACCUAUCGUGUCUCUCCUUGAAAGAGUGCCUGGAAUAAAGCAUUUGGCCCGGGCAGUUGACUUGUAUUUGGAGUACAAGCCACCUAUAGAGGAUUUGCAGUAUUUCUUGGAUUUUCAAAUUGCUAAAGGCUGGGCUCCAGAGCAGAAUAACCUUCAAAGAAAGGAGCCUGUUUGUCAAUCUCUUCAGUUCAGCUUGAUGGGUCCCAAGCUGUAUAUAAGCCCAGAUCAGGUAACAGUUGGCCGUAAGCCAGUUACUGGUCUAAGACUUAGCCUAGAGGGCAUCAAGCAGAACAGACUUUCCAUCCAUUUGCAGCAUCUUGUAUCUCUUCCAAAAGUUCUUCAACCCCAUUGGGAUGCAUAUGUGGCCAUAGGAGCCCCCAAGUGGCAAGGUCCUGAGGAGCAAGACAGCCGCUGGUUUGAGCCUAUCAAGUGGAAGAACUUCUCCCAUGUAAGCACUGCACCGAUAGAGUAUGCUGACACUUCCAUUGGAGACCUCUCUGGUGUUCACAUUGUGACCGGGGCUCAGCUUGGUGUUUGGGAUUUUGGUGCCAAAAAUGUGUUACACCUUAAACUCCUAUUUUCAAAAGUUCCAGGUUGUACAAUAAGGCGUUCUGUAUGGGAUCAUAGCCCCUCCAACCCUUCUGCCCAGAGAACCAAUGGUGCAUCCUCAUCUGUUCCAAACGAGAAACCCUCCAACGAUAAGAAAGAAGAUGGCCAUGUUGGCAAAUUGGCAAAAAUUGUCGACAUGAGUGAAAUGUCAAAGGGGCCACAAGACGUUCCAGGUCAUUGGCUGGUAACAGGAGCUAAGCUUGGGGUGGAUAAAGGAAAGAUUGUUUUGCGUGUCAAGUACUCAUUAUUGAAUUAUUGAUUGAUUGUUUUAUAUUUUAGGAUUGCCCUUAUCACAUGUAAGCAUAGUUGAAUAUUCUUUGCACAGGCAUCCCAGUUCAUUUGUUCUUCUGUACAUUGUGUUCUUUUUUCUUUGUUGUUUUAGCUCCCUUAGUUGACAGUAACCUGAUUUAGUGUGAGAGGGGUUCUUUUCUUCUAAAUCUUGUUCCCAUUUUUGUUUGGUAAAACACGUCUGUUCAGACCUAUAAUAAUAAACUUGUUUUUAGCUGA